CCGGAAGUUAGUCGAACGAAAGCUGUUUGCUGUUUAGCUUAUGAAAUAAUGGAACAAAUAGAGUGAAUCAUUUACUCAGUUGUGCAGUUGUAAGCCAUGGCUCAGACUGAGAAGAAAGCAGGUCUGCUGAGGAGAGCCUCCUCUAAGAAACCACUGAAGGAGAAGGUGGUGCUCAUGUAUGAUGAGAUAUUUGCGAAAGAAGACCCUAAUAAGAGCAAUCCUCGCUUCUGGGAUGAGCUCUUUCUGAUGAAGGUGAAUCUUGAGUAUUUGGAAGGGAAGCUGGAGUCUCUGGAUGGUGAUGAAGUGAUGAAAAUCAAAGACAACAUCAACAGUUUGUUCCAUCACUGUGUUCAAGCCCUGGCCGAGGAGCACCAGAUCAAAGUAGUCAAUGCACUUCAGACUCUGUGCGCACUGUUUCGAGGAGUUCACCAAAAGAACAAAUCCGCCACAGGCUUUGACAUCAUCAACAUGCUGAUGGGCUUCGACAAAGCUGAACUCAGAAUGAAGGAGCUGAUGGAGAGUCUGGACAGUCUGCUGUGUGGUGACGGAUCAGAGAGUCUGAAGAGUUUAUGUUUGAAGCUGCUGCUGUGUCUGGUCACUGUGACAGAUAAUAUCAGUCAGAACACCAUACUGGAGUAUGUGAUGAUCAACAGUAUAUUUGAGGCCAUUCUGCAAAUUCUGUCUGAUGUGUCCAGUCGAGCACAGCAUGGCUAUGAUUCUGUGGUCCUUUUAGCUCUUCUGGUCAAUUACAGGAAGUAUGAGUCUGUGAAUCCUUACAUUGUGAAACUGUCAAUAGUGGAUGAUGAGCCAACUCUGGAUGGCAUGGGAAUGGUCAUCCACCAUGCACUUACAGAAUACAAUAGGCAGUAUAAAGACAAAGAGGAGGAAAGCCAGGGAGGGUUUUUCUCCACUCUUACCAGCAUGGUGGGCAGUAUGUUUAUUGCUGAUGCAGACGAAAAGCUGUCAGUGCAGACUAAUGAAGCCAUCCUGCUCGCUCUGUAUGAGGCCGUACAUCUCAACAGAAACUUCAUCACGGUUCUCGCACAGAGCCAUCCAGAGAUGGACAUGACAUCAACAGCAGUUACGCCUAUCCCAGCCUCUCCUACAACUCCACUAGGCACUACACCUCCCUCUCUGGACAUGAUGAAUAAUCCUGAGCUUCCUCUGGACCCAAACUUGCAGACCAGUAAUCUUCUUAUAACCUUCCUUAAAUAUUCCUCCAUCAUCAUGCAGGACACCAAAGAUGAGCACAGACUCAACAGUGCCCGAUUGUGCCUCAUCAUCCUGACCUGUAUAGCCGAGGAUCAAUAUGCCGAUGCCUUUCUGCAUGAUGAUAACAUGAACUUCAGAGUUAACUUACACAGAAUGCCCAUGAGACAUCGCAAGAAAGCUGCAGAUAAGAACGUCCCCUCUCGACCUCUAGUGUGUGCAGUGCUUGAUCUGAUGGUAGAGUUUAUCAUCACUCAUAUGAUGAAGGAAUUUCCCAUGGAUCUCUAUGUGCGCUGCGUUCAAAUUAUUCACAAACUGAUCUGCUACCAGAAGAAGUGCAGAAUUAGACUGCAUUACACCUGGAGAGAACUCUGGUCAGCUCUCAUUAACCUUCUGAAGUUCCUGCUGUCUAAUGAGACUAGCCUUCUGGCAAAACACAAUAUCUUCCAGCUGGCACUUCAGGUUGUGAACCUCUUUAACAUGUUCAUCACAUAUGGAGACACGUUUCUGCCCACCCCCAGCAGUUAUGAUGAGCUUUAUUAUGAGAUUAUUCGCAUGCAUCAGGUUUUUGAAAACCUCUACUGCAUGGUGCUGAGAGUCUCCACCAACACAGGCCAGUGGAAAGAACCCGCAAGUAAAGUUACUCAUGCUCUAAUCAAUGUUAGAGCAAUUAUUAACCAUUUUAACCCUAAGAUUGAGUCCUAUGCUGCUGUGAACCACAUCUCCCAGCUCUCAGAAGAUCAGGUACUGGAAGUGGUACGGUCAAACUACGACACACUAACUUUGAAGUUGCAGGAUGGUCUGGAUCAAUUUGAGCGUUACUCUGAGCAGCCCAGAGAGGCCGCCUUCUUCAAGGAGCUGGUACGCUCCAUCAGUCUGAACGUGAGAAAAAACGUGUCUCUAAACACCAUGAGUCAGGACGUCCUGCUGAAGGAAUUCUCCUAUAUUUCCUGAAAGAACCAGAACUAUCACCUGUGUUUAGGACUCUUCCAUACUGACACACGUACAAAAACACCCCACACAUCUGAUACUUCUCAGUGUUACAUCAGAAUUGACAGUGGACUAUACUGGAUUUGAUCACCAGGCUGUAUUGUAGAUGGAGUGCGUGUGUGUGAACAGACUUGUAUUUGCUCAACAAAGCAAUCAGCCAAACUUUGCACAAUUUGAGUUUUGUUUUCGACUAACCGUUAUUUCUUUUCCUAAUAUUUUCUCUUUCUUGACGGCCUGGUGCUUUCUCUGUUGAUUAUACUGUAUGUUCUCAUCGCCUUACUACCAAUCUGAUGAAACCCAUUGUGCUCUGCACAUGAAAAUCAGACUUAUUUUAUUUUCUAUAUACCUCUGAGAAUGUUUGGUUUCCAGUAGAGUGGAUGCAAACAAAUGAACACAUUGCGGGCAAAUUUCAGAAAGAACUGUCUACCCCAUUUAACCCCAAAUCAAAAUAAAGAAAUAAGAAGUUAUAUUUUACAUAAAGUAAAUUAAGCCUAUUUUAUGGCCAUUAAGAUGUUGCAUUUUGACAUUAUUUUCUUGAGAAUAAUGCACAAUUUCUCAUCAAAUUCUUAUUGCGGUAAUGCAAAAAACUCAAUAUCAUUACUGCAGUACAGUAAUGACAAUCAUACUGUCCAGAUAAUUAUUUUGUUAAUUUAAAUCAACAUCAGUGCAACAAACACUACCAUGAUUUUUACAUACAGUUGCACUUUAUAUAUGUACUUUGCAAUUUAAAUAAUAUUCUGGUAACACUUUACUAUAAGGUUGUAUUCAUUAGGUUGUAACAUUAGUUAAAAUGUUAGAUGUUAAAUGAACAAAAAAUAAAAUAAAAAACAGCAUUUUUAUUUAUUUUGGUUACUACAUAUUACUA
Molecule: messenger RNA, 3064 nt
Organism: Xyrauchen texanus (razorback sucker)
Lineage: Eukaryota; Metazoa; Chordata; Actinopteri; Cypriniformes; Catostomidae
Product: armadillo-like helical domain-containing protein 3
Exons: 26
Coding region: 97-2163 (688 amino acids)
Biological process (GO): regulation of Golgi organization
Cellular component (GO): cytosol
Source: RefSeq, a predicted model, not a curated record